ACAAAAAGCAAGUAUCCCUGAGCUAUGUGUAAAUUUUGUGCGUCUUCAACAUGGCCAACGGCAACAAAAACCGAGAUUCUGACCUUGGGGGUGAUGGGAUGGCUUCCUCUAUAGUCGUCGUUGUUUUUGCUUUCUGUUGCUGGUUUGGGGAUCAGGAACUAGGUACCAGGCUGCUCAAGCUCUCCUCUCUCGCGUGUGCACUUAGAAUUCCCGACAAUCCAUGCCAAAAUGGUGCCUCAGGCUGUGAAGCUGCUUCAAAUGUCGCUGGGCCAGUGGAGACGAGGCGUUGUCAAGGUGAAGGUGCACCCCAUGGCCAAGGGCGCCCUCACAUACGCGAUCAUGUGGCCCACGGGCAGUCUGAUCCAGCAGGCGCUGGAGGGACGCAAUCUGAAAGACUACGACUGGGCCCGGGCCCUACGCUUCAGUCUGUUCGGAGCCCUUUACGUGGCCCCCACACUCUACGGCUGGGUGCGACUCACCAGUGCCAUGUGGCCGCAGACGAACCUGCGCACGGGUGUCGUCAAGGCCAUCACAGAGCAGCUCUCCUACGGACCCUUUGCUUGCGUCAGCUUCUUUAUGGGAAUGAGCCUGCUGGAGUUCAAGAGCCUGGCCGAGGCCGUCGAAGAGACCAAGGAGAAGGCGGUUCCCACAUACAAGGUCGGUGUGUGCAUCUGGCCCUUCCUGCAGACCAUAAACUUCUCCCUUGUGCCGGAACACAACCGCGUCGUCUUUGUGAGCAUAUGCAGCCUGAUGUGGACCAUCUUUCUGGCAUACAUGAAAACGCGUCACUCCGAGGAGCAAACGGAGGGCGACGGCACUACCACGGAUCUCUCCUGUACAUAGUCCCCUCUGUUGUUUGUUGUUUGUGUGUUCCCUUAGGUAAAUUCUUUAGGACAAAAUUAGAUAGAAUUAGCGCACAUU
Molecule: messenger RNA, 921 nt
Organism: Drosophila persimilis
Lineage: Eukaryota; Metazoa; Arthropoda; Insecta; Diptera; Drosophilidae
Product: PXMP2/4 family protein 4
Exons: 4
Coding region: 229-843 (204 amino acids)
Cellular component (GO): membrane; cytoplasm
Source: RefSeq, a predicted model, not a curated record